Molecule: messenger RNA, 1363 nt
Organism: Suhomyces tanzawaensis NRRL Y-17324
Lineage: Eukaryota; Fungi; Ascomycota; Pichiomycetes; Serinales; Debaryomycetaceae
Product: mitochondrial 54S ribosomal protein uL29m
Exons: 1
Coding region: 352-1245 (297 amino acids)
Biological process (GO): mitochondrial translation
Cellular component (GO): mitochondrial ribosome; mitochondrial large ribosomal subunit
Molecular function (GO): structural constituent of ribosome
Source: RefSeq, a predicted model, not a curated record
GCGUCGCUCAACACCAUGUUACAAUGGGAGUCAUAUCCUUGAAGCUUUCCUUUCAUCUCUCUUGCACCCCUCAAUUUCACCAACACAAACUCAUCUAAUUGGUAACGGAUUAAGUCAAGUGGCUCUUGCUGCUGUUGUUGUGGCUCUGUGUGAACUGUAGACAUUGUGCUUUUAUGGUUAUUGAGUCAGUCUGGAUCUAUGCACGAGUCUGUGGCCAAACUCUCGAUUCUGUUGGAGGAGUUCUGAUGUCGCAGUAAGUCGCGUGAAUGUCGUGCUAAAAUUUUUCAUGCACUCAGAAUACAGUUAUAUCAGUAACGGGAGCACUUGAUCAAACAGGCUCGUAAUUGAAGUAUGAGUAUCCACACCUCCGUAAGAACACUCCUGAGUAGUGUGAUACGUCUUGCACGUAGCAAGCCGUUGAGAUUUGGAGACUUAAAGAACGUGAAAUUGAGAGAGCCAAUCGUGCCAACCCACAAGAACUUCGAUGUUUCUCCAGACCAUCCAUUAUGGGCCUUUUUCCCCCAAGGAAGCAGCACUGAAACUGCUUUGAGAAACACUGAACAGUUGGACACCACUUCUAGAGAAUGGACCAUCGCAGAAUUGAGAAGAAAGUCUUUUGAUGAUUUGCAUAAAUUGUGGUACCUUGUCUUAAAAGAAAGAAACAUCGUUGCAAGAGAAGUCAGAUUAGCCGAGUCCUUAAGAUACAAAAAGAUAGAUCAGCACAACGAGCUCGAUGGCAAAUUAAUGGAAACUCAAAAGAGAAUCAAGAGAGUCUUGUUAGAAAGACAAGUUGCAUAUGAAAGAGUUCAAACCUUCACAUCGGAACAACAAGAAUAUUUGAAUGAGUUUGAGGAAAGAUAUGUCAACAGCUCUGAAGCCGAAGUGGGUGCUUUCAAUGAAAAGCUUGUCAGAUUGCAAUACGCAUUUUUUGGAAUUCAACCACAAUUGGAAGACUACAACUUGAAUGAGGAUAUCAAUGUGAAGUUCGUGCAAGGAUUAAGUUACGUUGCUAACCUCAAGGCUAGAAAGUUUGCCACACAAAACUCUGACGAAUCUUUGUUGCCAUUGAACGGAGUUAUGGAAGAACUUCCUUUCUUGUUACGUGACACUGAAGAAGCAGUCGCUGAAGUCAAGGAAUUAAGAGAGUCUGGCCAAUCUGUAGUUCUUGACAAGAUUGAUGUUUUCCCAUUCUUGAGAAAUGCUCUUGAAUCAUUCAUUCAAGAAUCUACCCAAUCACAUAGUUAAACCCAUCUGUACAUAAAUUUCAUCCCAGGUAUUAGUAAUGAUAGCAACUUAUGUAGAAGCAGCUUACUGGUUUUCAGAAGCUAAAAUCACUGCCGGAGACUUCCUAGCACACACUAUU